Molecule: messenger RNA, 1931 nt
Organism: Aspergillus campestris IBT 28561
Lineage: Eukaryota; Fungi; Ascomycota; Eurotiomycetes; Eurotiales; Aspergillaceae
Product: putative flavin-containing amine oxidasedehydrogenase
Exons: 3
Coding region: 72-1643 (523 amino acids)
Molecular function (GO): oxidoreductase activity
Source: RefSeq, a predicted model, not a curated record
AAUGCGAUGACAACACGACCAGUUCGCAGGAUCGCUGGCACGUUGCAAAUUUUUAUUCAGUAUCAUGCGAGAUGUCCUCGGUCGGCCAGCCAAAAAAAGUCGCCAUUAUCGGGGCGGGGGCUGCUGGCAUGUCGUGCGCGGCCACCCUCGCCCAACACCCCGAUAGGUUCGAUGUCACACUGUUCGAUAUAGCCACAUAUACAGGUGGUCAGGCCACCUCCAUUGAUCUAGACAGCGGUCGGUAUGGCGCUAGCUGGAUGAACGACGGCGUGCAAGGCGGCUCUGGUAUCUUCCACCACACGUUCAACUUCUUCCGACGAUAUGGGUACGAGCCGCGCGCUGUUCAAUUGCAGGUGGCAUUUGGAAAAGGGCCGGGGAGCUUCUUCACAAAUAUCUUUCCCAGUCCGUUGAUCGACCAGUUCAGCCAUGAGAUCAAAAAGCUGGGACGCAUGCUGUCAUGGAUCAAGAGACUGAUGCCGGUGCUGGGCAUACUGCCCCUCAAAACCACCAUGCGGCUGUUUCGUUUCAGUCGCGACUUCACGAACCGCAUCGUGCUUCCUCUUAUCGCUCUCUUUCUAGGGACCGGAAACCAGACCCCAAACGUCCCCAGCGCCCUGCUUGAACGACUCUUUGACGACCCCAACAUGAAACUGUGGGACUACGACCCGGAUACGCUGCUUCCCAACCAGCCAACCAUGUACACAUUCCCCAACCUGAGUAAAUUUUACAGUGACUGGACCAAGGACCUCGCCUCGCGCGGCGUACACAUCCGCCUCAACACGAGAGUCCAGCUUCUCAAACGCGACAAGUACGAGGUGAUCCUGCGCCCGCUCCGAACAAGAUCCUACUCCAUCGCCAGCGGCGAAGAUAUGUACUCACCGCCGGAGUCCUUCGACGACCUCGUUCUUUGCUGCCCAGCCGACGAAGCCAAACGCAUCCUCGACGAACACGCCUCCUGGCGCGAGCGGUACGUCCUCAACGGCGUCUCCUUCUACAACGACCUCACUGUCACCCAUUCCGACGCGAACUACUUCGCCAGUAACUUUGAGACGCGCUUCCGGACCGAACUCUGCGGAUACGCCAGCACCGAGGCGCGCAAGGACCAGGCCGCCUUCGCUCGACAGCAGCCCCCACUCAGCCGCAAAGACGGCUGGGGGGGGUUUGCCCCGAUGUACUUCACGCACUCGCUGCCGAGCGCCCCAGACAGGAUCGAGAUGGGCUUCGACUGCAGUCACUACCAGCACCAGUUCCGCGAGGCGUUAGGCGAAGACGCACCUGCGUCUGAACCAGACCGGCAUGUCUACCAGAGUAUCUUUUUGAAUGACGAAGAAAGUCAUCUCUGGACACUGGGCGGCAUCGACGAGAACAAGAUCAUCGCCCGCAAAUGGUGGCACCAGUUUGGUCACCGGUGGCAGCAUUAUCUGCGGGUUGUGCCGGGGAUGAUGUUCAUUAAUGGGAAGAACCGGACACUGUAUGCGGGGAGCUGGACGAUGGUGAAUAUGCACGAAAUCGCAGUGAUCUCGGGUAUUGCAGCGGCGUAUCGCCUGGGGGCUGAGUAUCGUCCGUUCGAUGAUUUCGCAGAAGACUGCUUCAAAAAGUAUCUGCUUAUGUCGCAUGGGGUGCGGUAUGAGAGAACGCGGUGAUGGAUGCCGGUCGAGCUUCAGUUCUGCUUACGGUUACUAUAUCCAGUCUGUAUAGCUCGCAAACCAUGAAUGGCUGUACGUAUAUAUGUCGGUCUCGUAUUCAAAGUGGUAGGCAUAGUUUAUAAACGAUAAUUGUUUGGCCUUCGCUCAAACAAAGAGUGAAACAUGACUUGCCAGUGGUUGAGAGAUUGGUGUGGAGGAACACUUGUGCAGUUACUUUAUUGGUUGUAAUUAUGUUAGGGAUAGAGUACCUACCGAUGGUAUGGAUGGACUAGUGAUAUAAGAGGC